Messenger RNA from Osmerus eperlanus (European smelt), 2761 nucleotides. It is a transcript of the gene top1mt, whose product is annotated as DNA topoisomerase I mitochondrial. The record is from RefSeq and is a predicted model, not a curated record. Gene Ontology annotation, molecular function: DNA binding; DNA topoisomerase type I (single strand cut, ATP-independent) activity. Gene Ontology annotation, cellular component: chromosome; nucleolus. Lineage: Eukaryota; Metazoa; Chordata; Actinopteri; Osmeriformes; Osmeridae. Gene Ontology annotation, biological process: DNA topological change; DNA replication; chromosome segregation. The transcript has 19 exons. The coding region runs from base 303 to 2645 and encodes 780 amino acids.
GACUAAUUAACUCAACAAGCAUGCGCAGGCACUCGGACUAACAGGUGUUAAGAAGAAAGUUUUCUUCAGGUUCGGCGACAGCUAGGCCUCUAAUGAGCGGACAAAUAGGUAAGUUGAAAGAAGGGAACAGAUAUCAGAUACAAAAUCACAUAAUAAUCACCUAUUGGCCUACAUGAGAAUAGGUUCUUGGCCACCGUUGUUUGUAGCCUAUUUGAGUAGCGCAGCUUCUAUCUAACAAUUCUUAACCGCAACUCGAUGCAAACGUCCCAAGUUGGAAAGUUCACGUUGUCUCAAAUUGAGCAAUGAAUCCGGAGCACACAGAAGGACACGUAGAUGCUAAAACUAAAAGAAAAAGAAUCUCAUCGGAGUCGCGGGAAGACGGGAGGUCGAAUGAAAGGAAGAAGAACAGAAAAAUGGAUCGGAACAAAAAGGAGGCGGACCCUGUUGCAGUAGAGCGCCAAGCUCAUGUGGAUAACAAGGACAACAACAACCUAUCAUCCAAUCAAGAGGGGAAGCAGGAAGUGGAUUGGUGCAGGUCCCAGCUGACCCUGAAGACACUGAAAGCUGACAAAGUCAAGCACCACAGGUCAAAGACCAGCAGGAAAGAGCAACAGGGAAAGGAAGACCAGGAGGAACAACAAAGACUUUUCAGUGAACAACCAGCCAACAGUUUAAACAGUAAAUCAAAAAGGAAGAGCAAAGACUUCAAGGAGAAGAAUAAGAAAGAGAGAAGAAGAUCUGGGAAUGCCAGGAAUCAAAAGGAGAAGGACCAAAGUCCCAAAAACAAAUCAACAAAUGAAAAGAAGGGUAAAAAGGAGAAUUCAGAAAAAGAGAAAUUAAAGAAGAAAGUGAAGCUGGAAGAGAGGGAGGAUAAAAGGCUCAAAGACAAGGAUAUCAAGGAGGACAGCACAUGGAAAUGGUGGGAGGAGGGUCACACGAGUGAUGGGAGGAAGUGGUCUAGCCUGGAGCACCGCGGGCCGCUUAUCCCCCCACCCUAUGAACCAAUACCCAGCAACGUAAACUUCUACUACAACGGUGAGCUGGUGAAACUGAGCCUGACUGCAGAGGAGGUGGCAACGUUCUAUGCUAAGAUGCUGGACCACGAGUACACCACUAAGCCUGUGUUCCAAGAGAACUUCUUCACUGACUGGAGAGAGGAAAUGACCUCAGACGAGAGGGCUCUGAUCAGGAAGCUGUCUAAGUGUGACUUCACAGAGAUCAACAAGUACUUCUUGCUCAAGGCUGAGGAGAGGAAAGCCUUGACUAAGGAGCAGAAAAAGGUUCUGAAGGAGGAGGCCAGCCAGCUGACAGAGGAGUAUGGGUUCUGUGUUCUGGACGGCCACAGGGAGAAGAUUGGGAACUUCCGUGUGGAACCGCCAGGCCUGUUCCGUGGCCGUGGAGAGCACCCGAAAAUGGGAAAACUGAAGAAGAGAAUCCAGCCUGAGGACAUCACCAUCAACUGCAGCAGAGACUUCAAGGUGCCAGCAGCUCCUGAGGGACACAGGUGGAAGAAGGUGCAGCAUGACGACACGGUCACGUGGCUGGCCUCCUGGGUGGAGAACGUCCAGGGAAACAUCAAAUACGUCAUGCUCAACCCUAGCUCCAAACUGAAGGGAGAGAAGGACUGGCAGAAGUAUGAGGUGGCUCGCAGGUUGAAGGAGAAGGUCGAGACCAUCAGGAGGCGCUACAGAGAAGACUGGAAGGACAGAGAGAUGAAGAACAGGCAGAGAGGAGUGGCUCUGUACUUCAUUGACAAGCUUGCUCUACGUGCAGGGAACGAGAAGGAGGAGAGCGAGACGGCCGACACGGUUGGCUGCUGCUCUCUGAGGGUGGAGCACAUCAGGCUCGUCCCACUGCUGGACGGCCUGGAGAAUGUGGUGGAGUUUGACUUCCUGGGGAAGGACUCCAUUCGCUACUACAACAAGGUUCCAGUGGAGGCCAGGGUCUUCAAGAACCUUAAACUCUUCAUGGAAAAUAAAGACCCUGACGGGGUAUCUGAACAAGCACCUGAACCAGGCCAUGCCCGGCCUGACGGCCAAGGUGUUCAGAACUUACAACGCUUCCACCACUCUGCAGGAGCAGCUCAGCCAGAUCACCUCUGGUACACGCACACACAAAACACACCUUCAGAAAUACAUUUAAGAGCAGUUUGUGUUUACGUAUGUGUGUGUUCAGCUGACAUGAGCUUGGAGGAGAAGGUGCUGUCGUAUAACCGUGCUAACAGAGCUGUAGCCAUCCUCUGCAACCACCAGAGGGCAGCACCUAAAACCUUUGAGAAGUCGAUGCAACUGCUGAAGGACAAGAUGUCCCAGAAAGAGCAGCAGUUGGAGACAGCCAGAAAGGAGCUGAAGACGGCUCAGAAGGAGCAUAAGAGAGAGCAGAGUGACAGAACCAGAAGGUUAGUGGAGAAGAAGGAGGCAGCUGUCAAACGACUGGAGGAGCAGCUGAAGAAGCUCUGCCUCCAGAUGACUGACAGGGAGGAGAAUAAGGUCAUUGCCUUGGGAACCUCGAAACUCAACUACCUCGAUCCCCGCAUCUCUGUGGCCUGGAAGUUCAAUGUCCCGAUAGAGAAGAUCUACAACAAGACCCACAGAGACAAGUUUGCCUGGGCGAUAGACAUGACGGACGACACCUUUACAUUUUGAUUUGUUGACCUUUACGCUGUCAGAGACUUCUUAGUUUACCUUGAGUUUAGACGUGGUAUAUCUAAACGUGUAUCUGGGUCUAUUGAAUAAAACUGGUUGGUGUGUGGAACAGAAAA